AAUUCACGGCUAGUUUACAAGUAGUAUACUACUAGUUUAUAUACUUAGAUCCCUAUUUUGUUAUAUUGACAAUGUCACACAACUUAAACGGUUAAUAAGUGAUAUGUAUUCUCACUUUAUUUUUUAACUACUAAGAUUAAUUUUUUUUUAUUUGUGGUAAUAAUUAGAAAUCUCAAGUUAGAGUCACUAAAACAAAACACCUAUUGAUAAAGAGCGCUUUAUCUCUUAGUAGGUCUAACUUGGCACGAAUGAAAAAUUAAUGAGAGAAUGUGGCUUCUGUCAGAUCAUUCAACUACCAAAUGGAUCCAAAAUAAUUUGGGCUAUAGUCAACACGUUCAUGAAUGCUCACUUACUAGAGAACUUACUAAAUCUAGAUAGGCUGACUUAGAUAUAUAACAAAAUAUUGAACUCCAUUUCCUAAGAUCCAAUCUUCAUAACUUCUAAGAAUCUAGAUAUAUAUGCUGACUUAAAUAUAGCAAAAACAUUGAAUUCCAAUCCCACUUCCUAAGUUUCAAUCUUCAUUAUAAAGCAUUAAUCAAAGUAUAGUACUAUAGUCAAUGCUUCUAGUUUUCAAGCUAUGUUUCAUUCUUUUUCUUGGCUUAUUUUUUCUUCCAAUUUUGCUUCCUGCUAUGAUUUUCAUAUCAUGUCUUUAAUCUUACUCUUUCCAGCUUGGUCUGUUUACAUGUUUGGUUUACUAUUGCCAGAGAUUAUGCAUAAAUGUCCCAAAAAGAUAAUUGAGUUAUCAACUGAAGGAAAUCAUGAUCAGGAGAGGCAAGUUAGUUUGGAGUUGGACCCUUGUGAGUUUCCUUUUGAUCUUAGUGAAUCAGAAGAAGAUGAAAUAAAAAUGGAUGAAACACACAGAGUUUGCAUUGAUCAAGAGUCAAAUCCAACAUUAUUUCCUGAGAUUCGUGGACAAAAAUGGUUUGAUGAACUGAUGUCAUUUUGGAGAAGUCAAGUGGAAGAAAAGCAGUACAAAUGUAUGAGACCAUUCUAGUUUCUAUUUUCUUACUGUUUAAGUGUGCCUCUGUUAAGUGUCUAAAAACUUUAACCCGUAAAAUUAGUUAAAGUUA
This is a messenger RNA of Nicotiana tabacum (common tobacco), 1070 nucleotides long. Lineage: Eukaryota; Viridiplantae; Streptophyta; Magnoliopsida; Solanales; Solanaceae. The record is from RefSeq and is a predicted model, not a curated record.